Molecule: messenger RNA, 711 nt
Organism: Symbiodinium necroappetens
Lineage: Eukaryota; Dinophyceae; Suessiales; Symbiodiniaceae
Source: the annotation of a GenBank genome assembly
AUGAUGGUAAGUGACGUCACGAUGCUGCUCAACGAGUUCGUCAACACAGUCUUCUUGGGCCAAGUCGGGGAUUCCCAGCAGCUUGCAGCCGUGGGGCUGGGAAACAUGAUGCAAAACUGCUGUGCUCUGACCAUUGGCAUGGGCCUGACCAGCGCGCCGGACACGUUCGUCAGCCAGGCAAACGGUGCGGGAGAGCAUUCGCAGUGCACGCAAUAUCUCCAGCGCAGCCGCCUUGUCACAGCAGUGCAGCUGGUCUGGAUGAUUCCGUUGCUCUGGUUCACUGAUUCCAUCCUCCUGGCGCUGGGUCAGCAUGAAGGCGUCUCGAGAUAUGCGGCUGCUUACAAUCGCGCGGCUGUCUUUGGACUCUUCGGAAACUUCCAGUAUCAGGUCAUCGUGUCAUAUCUGCAGAACAUGGAGAUGCCACUGCCUCCUUGGGUAUCCACAGCCACGAGCCUCCUCCAUGUGGUGUGGGCCAUACUCUUCGUGGUGGUGUUCCAGUGGGGCAACAUGGGCGCCGGAGUGGCGAAUGCCCUGACUUGGACCAUGCAGUGGCUCAUCGGGUCUGCGUUUUUGGUUAGCCAGGCAUCCGAGCUCCAUGCCACACCACGACAACUGCUGCUUGUCCAGAAGGAGGCUUUCCGCCAAUGGCCAAGCUACAUGGAAGUAGCCCUCCCCGCCACAGUCCAGGUUUGCAGUGAGCUCUGGUUUUGA